Ostertagia ostertagi is the source of this 480-nucleotide messenger RNA. Lineage: Eukaryota; Metazoa; Nematoda; Chromadorea; Rhabditida; Trichostrongylidae. The record is from the annotation of a GenBank genome assembly.
AUGUCGAGUUUGUUUUCAUUAAUUGCAAUCGUUUCCAGUAUCGAGAGUAAACACGAAGUGAACAUAACUGGUGGUCUCAAUGAAUUCAACGUCAAGUUCUACGGCCCUUCCGGGACUGCUUACGAAGGUGGCGUCUGGCGAGUCCGUGUCGAACUGCCUGAGAAGUACCCAUUCAAAUCGCCCUCGAUAGGUUUCAUGAAUAAAAUUUUUCAUCCGAAUAUCGACGAAGCGAGUGGCUCUGUUUGCCUCGACGUCAUCAAUCAGGCAUGGACAGCCCUGUACGAUCUAGCAAAUAUAUUUGAAUCAUUCCUUCCACAACUACUCACCUACCCUAAUCCAACUGAUCCAUUAAACGGCGAUGCCGCUGCCCUUUAUCUGCAUAAGCCGGAGGAGUUCAAGAAGAAGUGCAAGGGUAUGUAUUCAUUACAUCUUUUGGAAGUAGUGGAAAGCGUAAGAUCUGUAAACACAGCACUUGUUUGA